GAUGACUCGCUUACGACGUCGUCGACCAACAGUGCUUCUGAGCUGUCUCGGUCUGUGACGUCUACAACAGCUGCAUCGGUCGAUACUGCUUGUACAUUACCUGAAAGCGGAGCGACGGCUUUAUCUUCGACACGUAUAGCGCCCGACUGUUACGGUGAGACAUUUAAGAGCUGGAAAGGCUUAAGUGCUGAAGCAAAGAAUCAGUGCAUCGGUACUGAGUGUUGUCGCUAUGACUAUGUCGGCAUGAAAGCAUGGCCUGCAGCAGGCAUCCUGGACAGCGCAUGGAAUACUAUCAUCUUCAAGACAGUACUCGACAUACUCAACGAUGAAGAGAACCAAAGAAAUUCACUGGCUCUCGGCGCAGAAGGCAGCCCAUACUACUGUCCCCCAUGCUGUUUAUGCUCAGCAAAUUUGGUGCCAGAGCCGACGCCAUACCCUCUGUGGUAUUGUUAGUUCCGAAAAAACGUAAAAGCGCGGCUAAGAAAGCUACGGGGUUCUUGAGGCAACACAAAAGCCUCCGAGGGUACGGCUUCCAGUAUACAUGGCAGAUCGAAGUCAUCGAAAUAUCGGCCAACGAUGACGCAUCGCCACCGCAAAGUGAAUCCAGCCACCCAGGAGGUAGCAGUCUAUGUGGCACAACAGUUCUUGUUUGCCCUUCCAGCAAGAUCAAUCUGUCCUCGAGUCGGCUCACGACCUUGGGUGGCGUGCUAAAUAUGGGUCCCAAUGCUCAUUAUGCAAUGACUUGCGCACAUGUCUUCCAUGACUUCGGAAACGAUCAGGAUGAUUCUGAUGAAGACACAUCAAGCAGUGACGGUGAAAUUGACGAUGCCGAAGGGUCUGUUGCAUCAUCCGAAAAGCUCUCACAUCAGUCCGGAGACGAAGCACCCACGAUGCAUUCGGUUUUCAGUCCUGCACAGGAUGUGCCCCUGGGUGCCAAUGGCCUUGCAGAGUGGUGGGUAAACGACCCAAUCAGUACAGGAAGACACAUAGCCAACGCCUUCGCCAGACAGCCGGGUUCGGUCUUUCCACAGAAUUUGCUCUAUAAUACAAAGCUCGAUUGGGCGCUGCUGGAGAUAACUGACCCUCGCCUAUGGACUGAUAACCGCUUCCAAACAGCGGGAUGACAAAUCCAGCCACGCCUGGAAAUCAGUACGAGACCACCCCCUAGCGGCGAGUUGAUCAUACUGUCGAGGUUAUUGGGACAGUUAAAAGUGCGGAGCCUGGGAACAAAGUCAGCCAUGAAUCUUCCAUGGGCACAGGGUUUUGUCGAAGUUUGGGCCGUCGAGUGCACCUCCGGUA
Messenger RNA from Exophiala viscosa, 1299 nucleotides. RefSeq lists its product as uncharacterized. Lineage: Eukaryota; Fungi; Ascomycota; Eurotiomycetes; Chaetothyriales; Herpotrichiellaceae. The record is from RefSeq and is a predicted model, not a curated record. The coding region runs from base 390 to 1124 and encodes 244 amino acids. The transcript has a single exon.